AUGAAAUCUGCACCGCAACCAGCGACUAUCCAUGAUGUGGACGAGGACGACAAUAUCAUCUUGCAUAGCAAAAGAUCAGCAAUCCGAGUGAUGAAGGGGACAUCAAAGUCGCCUCCCAGAAGCCACAGCAGGAUCAACUCGAGGACGCCGCAGAAAUGCAUUUUUGGCAAGUCUGUCUGCAGAGGCCCUAUUGGAAAGAUGGUGAAGGAAUACAGUCUUAAUCUGAAUCAUCCCCUCACAAUAUUCACCCGAAGCCAGGAUCAAAGCCGUGAGCGCAACGAGAUUCCGGGGUACCGUUUCAGGAAAGUAUUCUUUACUGACGAGACAGAAAUUCUUAACCCGGAUGCGACUUACGACAGGGGCCGGUACGUUAGAUUGACUGCUUUCAUUCCCGAGAGAGAGAAAACCCACCCCGACCCCAGGAUCUAUGUGGAACAGCGGGUUUACCAGGACAACCGGGAGAUGAUUAUGGUCCACGAAUUGAUUUUCGGUGGCGCGAUCCAAGUUGGGACUGAGUACGUAUUCCCAGCAUGUGGUGACGAAGACAUCCACCUGGGGAAACGCGACCUGAGGCUUACCAUUCAAUCUAUUAAGCUGCAGCAGGAUACCUUCGACAACUACAUGCAUCGCGCAAAAUAUUACGGCUACGACCGCAAAGAUCAUGUUUUCGUCAGCCAGUACUCACUGUCUAAUGGGUUAAUCUACACCAUACGAAGGCUCGGCAGUGGUGAAGAGUCUCCAUACAAGGUCUUUCUUGAAGCUGCUGAUCUUCAGACCCUCGUUGACGCAAAGUGCAAGAUGCGACAUGCUAUUGAUGCUGUACCGGGCGAAGGGAUUGAACUACUUAAACUGCGUUUCCCGGGAUAUGGAGAAUAUACUGAAGACAAAAUGGAUAUCGGUGAUCUCGAUCUUCGGAUUCUUUAUAAGCCUUGA
This is a messenger RNA of Aspergillus thermomutatus, 933 nucleotides long. RefSeq lists its product as uncharacterized. The coding region runs from base 1 to 933 and encodes 310 amino acids. The record is from RefSeq and is a predicted model, not a curated record. NCBI's taxonomy places the organism in Eukaryota, Fungi, Ascomycota, Eurotiomycetes, Eurotiales, Aspergillaceae. The transcript is spliced from 3 exons.